Messenger RNA from Candoia aspera, 1318 nucleotides. It is a transcript of the gene CFL1, whose product is annotated as cofilin 1. The transcript has 4 exons. Gene Ontology annotation, cellular component: cytoplasm; actin cortical patch; actin cytoskeleton. The record is from RefSeq and is a predicted model, not a curated record. Gene Ontology annotation, biological process: actin filament severing; actin filament fragmentation. Gene Ontology annotation, molecular function: actin filament binding. The coding region runs from base 146 to 646 and encodes 166 amino acids. NCBI's taxonomy places the organism in Eukaryota, Metazoa, Chordata, Lepidosauria, Squamata, Candoiidae.
CGUGCAGCGCCAGCCGAAGCCGCCGCGGAGCCGACGAGGCGAGGAAGCCGCCGCAGCCGCCCCAGCCCGGACCGCCGAGAGCGCCGUCACCGCCCCGCUCUCCUCUCCGCCGCGCCGGCCCCGUCCCUCUCGCCCGCCCAGCGCCAUGGCCUCCGGGGUCACUGUCUGUGACAAAGUCAUCCAGGUCUUCAAUGACAUGAAGGUGCGCAAACACGCCCCCCAGGAGGAACAGAAGAAACGCAAGAAGGCUGUUAUCUUCUGCCUGAGUGAGGACAAGAAGAAGAUCAUCCUGGAGGCAGGGAAGGAGAUCCUGGUGGGUGACCUGGGAGAUACCGUCGAUGACCCCUACCUGCACUUCGUCACGAUGUUGCCCCCGAGUGACUGCCGCUACGCCCUCUAUGACGCUACCUACGAAACCAAGGAGAGCAAAAAGGAAGAUCUAGUCUUCCUCUUCUGGGCGCCCGAGAGUGCCCCUUUGAAGAGUAAGAUGAUCUAUGCCAGUUCUAAGGAUGCCCUCAAGAAGAAAUUUCCAGGGAUCAAGCACGAGUGGCAAGCAAACGGCCUAGAAGAUAUAAAAGACCGCCAGAGCCUAGCGGAGAAAUUGGGCGGCAGCUGCGUCAUCAGCUUGGAGGGCAAGCCCGUGUGAGGACCCCCCUUCCCAGGUCCCCUGUCGUGCCAGUGUCUCUGGAGCUUCCAUGUUAAUGGCCCCGUGCUACUGUUGGGGGAUUGGGGGGGGGUUCUCCUUUUCAGUUCCAUUCCAGUUUUCUGCCUUCUCAUCUCCCCGGCCUGGUGCUCUCCUCCUGUAUCAGCAGCUGGCUCGCGGCCCGCAGCGGCUGUUAAAACUUGCCAAACGUGCUACAGCUUUUUUCACUCUCCAUUCCGGCUCCCUCUCCCCCCCCCCAAGCCCUUGAGGUGACAUUCCCGGGGGGGCCUCCGUUCUUGGCUUCUUCCUUUGCCCACUGGGUCCAUCUCCUUCCUCCAUUCCACUCCUGGUUGAGGAUGGGGCGGGCAGUGGGCGAGCAUCAAAAGCUUGGGAUGGGGCCUUUACUCCAGAAUUAGUCCAUUUCCAGUGUGUUUAAAAAAAAAUUUUUUUUUUAAUUCUCCGUACGUGUGUUUUGGGAUAUUGUGGAAUUCCCAACCCUCCCCCUCCCCUGUGAUUACUUCCCCCCCUUCUUACUGCCAUAGUAGCUCUGUGCUUGUCUGUAGUACUGUGUACAAAAUGAAAUAUUGUGGAAAAAGUUGCACCCAUCUCUGUUGGGGUGGAAUUAACAAACUAUGGAAGCAACUCCAAGAACCUUCUGUAAUAAAAAAAAAAAAA